Molecule: messenger RNA, 3464 nt
Organism: Chenopodium quinoa (quinoa)
Lineage: Eukaryota; Viridiplantae; Streptophyta; Magnoliopsida; Caryophyllales; Amaranthaceae
Product: scarecrow-like protein 33
Exons: 1
Coding region: 723-2993 (756 amino acids)
Biological process (GO): regulation of DNA-templated transcription
Cellular component (GO): nucleus
Molecular function (GO): sequence-specific DNA binding; DNA-binding transcription factor activity
Source: RefSeq, a predicted model, not a curated record
ACAAAACAUAAAUAUAAAAAAGAAUCGUAUGUAGAUAUCUUAAUCAACCACUAAUACGGUACUCCAUACGAUCUUUGAUAUCCAUUAUCCAUACCAGUCUACUAAUCAUGCCAUUGCCAACCCCGCAAAAUUAAAAUCAAAUCAAAGGGAGAUGGACAAGUUUGUCACUAACUAAUAACAAAAGGAGUAGGGGUCAAAACGAUAGAUAAGGUGGAGUGGAACCAAAGUGGAAGAUUGUGCUCGUGAAAUCAACAGGAAGACUCAGAAGACCCACCCCUUUUCAUAUCAUAUCUUUCCCUUUCUUCCGUUCUUCUUUGAACUUUCCUAAUCACAAAGGCGGGCUAAGGGCGACUCACCCCUUAAUUAAAUCUUCCAUUUUUAAAUCUUAACUUGAUUUUCAUAAUUUAUCUUUCUAUCAUCUUCCUCCUUUCUAUCUGUUGAGGUAAUCUUUGUCUCUUUCCUCUUUGCUUUUAUUAUCUUUAUUGUUGUUUUCCAUAACCAAUUUGAGUUUAUUUUAUUCAUUUUCCACCAUUUUAUACUUUAAUCUGAACUGGGUAUUAGCUAUAUAUGCUGAUUGUUUGAGAAAGUUAGUAUCUUGAAUUGGGUUUUUUGUCUCGGAUGUUCUUUUAUGGGUUAGGGUUUUGGAAUCUGUCCUGUUUCUUUUGAUUAUUGAUUGAUUUAGGAUUAUUUUGAUUUUAAUUUUUCAAGCAAGAAGAAUUUUUAUGGGUUCUCAAUAUGGGGAAUUUUCUGAUAGUUUUGUUAAUGAAAUUGGUAACCAACCUGUUAAUGGAAUGAUGUCCCGUGGAUAUGAUGAAUCUCUAAACUAUGCCAAUUUGUUCAAUUACAAAGACCCUUCUCAAGACCUAUCUUCCUUGAACCUCCCAAGCCCUUUAGCUAACCCAGAUGCACUCAACUUGAGCUUGUUUUCGGGGGCGAGCCAAGGGGGGGUUGAAUUAUCGGAUGAUAGUGAUUCGGAUGAUGUUCUUAAGUACAUUAGCCAGAUGCUUAUGGAAGAGGACAUGGAGCAGAAACCCUGUAUGUUCCAUGAUCCUUUAGCCCUUCAAGCUACUGAAAAACCUUUUUAUGAUGCAUUGGGUCAGAAAUACCCCCCUUCCCCUAAUCAACACCCUCUCAUUGAUCAUGGUGUGGAUAGCCCGGAUGACCGGCCUUGGAGCUCAUCUAGUGAUUCUAGUGGCAGCACUUGUAGUUCUAGUUCAAAUUCAACCAAUUAUGUGGAAACAACUAUGGUUACUGAUUUGAGUGAUCAUAGUAAGCCUUUGGUAAUUCAAUCUCAUCCGAUUAGAUCAUAUUCCCAGCCAUCAACUCUUUCUCAGUGGUCAUUUGGAUCAUCGAGUUCCUUUGGUGGAAGCACUUCUAAUGGUUCAACAUUGUCCGCUUUUGGUUUGCCAAUAGAUAUGAAUUUCUUUAGUGAGAAAGAAUCCAUAAUUCAGUUUCAGAAGGGGAUGGAGGAGGCUAGUAAGUUCCUUCCGAAAAACAAUAAUAUUGUCAUUGAUCUUGACAACAUUAACUUUUCUGAUGAAUCAAGGCAUGAUGCUUCAUUUGUGGUUGUUAAGAAGGAGAAGGAUGAAAAUUCACCUGAUGGAUCAAGAACAAGUAAGAUUCACUAUCGUGAGGAUGAGGAUCCAGAUGAAGGCAGGAGAAGUAGCAAGCAGUCAGCAGUUUCUAUAGAUGAGGCGGAAUUGUCUGAAAUGUUUGAUAAGGUUUUGCUAUGCCAUAACCCGGGGCAUAAUUGUAGCAUCAAUGAAGACUCUAAGAAGAGCUUACCAUCACCGGCUAGCCAACCACAGGGACCAGAGGUAGGGAAGGGUCGUCCUAGGAAACAGGGUAAUACAAAGAGUACAGUGGAUCUAAGGACUUUGUUAACACUCUGUGCGCAAUCUACUGCAUCAGAUGACCGUAGAACGGCUGAUGAAUUGCUGAAGCAGAUUAGGGAGCACUCUUCUGCCGGAGGGGAUGGAUCGCAAAGGUUGGCCCAUUAUUUUGCUAAUGCUCUCGAGGCCCGCUUGGCUGGAACUGGGUCACAGAUCUAUACCGCCCUCAGUUCCAUGAAGACAUCAGCUGCUGAUAUGUUAAAAGCAUAUCAGUUCUUCAUUCGCACAUGUCCGUUGAAGAAGAUCUCUAUUGGGUUUGCUAACCACACAAUCAUCAAAGCAGCUGAAAAAGCUUCAAAGCUUCACAUCAUAGAUUUUGGCAUCCUCUAUGGUUUUCAAUGGCCUGCUCUUAUUCAAGGCCUGUCACAUAGAGAUGGUGGCCCCCCCAAACUGUGUAUUACUGGGAUUGACCUUCCCCAGCCUGGAUUUCGUCCAGCCGAAAGAGUUGAGGCAACAGGACGUCGCUUGGCCAAGUAUUGUGAACGGUUUAAUGUGCCGUUUAAGUAUCAUGCAGUUGCACAAAAAUGGGAAACAAUUAGAGUUGAGGACUUGAAGAUAGAAAGUGAUGAGGUUGUCGCAGUUAACUGCCUAUAUCGGUUCAAGAACCUCCUUGAUGAGACAAUAGUGGUUGAUAGUCCGAGGAGUGCAGUUCUGAACUUGGUGAGGAAUGUAAAGCCUAAUGUCUUUGUGCAUGGUGUUGUGAACGGGUCCUACAAUGCUCCUUUUUUUGUCACGCGUUUCAGAGAGGCUCUGUUUCAUUUCUCCACCCUAUUUGAUAUGUUUGAUACCAAUGCCUCCCGGGAGGAUCCAGAGAGAUUGAUGUUUGAGAAGGAAUUUUAUGGCCGAGAGAUCAUGAAUGUUGUGGCUUGUGAGGGCACAGAGAGAGUUGAAAGGCCAGAGACAUACAAGCAGUGGCAGGCCAGGAAUAUCAGGGUGGGAUUUAGGCAGAUGCCGUUAGAUCAGGAGCUCAUCAACAUGCUAAGGUGCAAGGUUAAGGGACAUUAUCACCGAGACUUUGUUAUUGAUGUUGAUGGGCAGUGGACAUUGCACGGAUGGAAGGGGCGGAUAACCCAUGUCAUCACUGCAUGGGUUCCAGCCUAGGUCUUUUCAGAGCUUAAUCCAGAACACCUCAUGGAUGAAAAACUACAGAUGAUACUUGGGUGUGGCUGCAAGUUGUCAGUGUUAAGAAGGCUUAGUUUAGUAGGAAUGAGUUGGGUGUAGCUAAUUCGCGGAAACUUGAAAUUUUGCUGGUAUCAGAAAAGCUCGACGUGAUGACAACCAAGCAUUGUGAACUUGCUGCAGCCCAAUCAAUCAUAUGACACUGCUCAACUCUGGGAUGUAGAUAUCAUAGAUUCAUAGCACGAACUUUGCAGAUUAUUUCUUUUUGUGAGCUUUCAUAUGUUAGAUUUGUAUUGUAAUUUUAAUACUAAAUUGCUAGACCUUAGGUGUUGGUCUUGUUAUUAGCUUUUAGAACAGGCGAAGUAGAGCAGUACUUGAUUAUGUUGUAAUUUUUUGCUAGUAGCAAAUACAGAUAAUUCGAUCAAUGAAGUAUUGUAUACUAAUUUCGUACAA